Molecule: messenger RNA, 1900 nt
Organism: Humulus lupulus (European hop)
Lineage: Eukaryota; Viridiplantae; Streptophyta; Magnoliopsida; Rosales; Cannabaceae
Product: protein NRT1/ PTR FAMILY 5.5-like
Exons: 5
Coding region: 227-1831 (534 amino acids)
Biological process (GO): transmembrane transport
Cellular component (GO): membrane
Molecular function (GO): transmembrane transporter activity
Source: RefSeq, a predicted model, not a curated record
CAAUUGGGAAGAAGUUGUAGCUUUUUUCUUUUUGGUCGGGAAAGUUGUAGCUCUUUCAUUGGCCUGCACACUAUUAUUUAUAGAUUACUACAAUGUUUAAUUUAUUUUCUCAGUCAAGUUGGAUUGCACUGACGCGAGGCGCUACACCGCUGCAUAAUCUGCAUUUGUGGAUCAUCUCUUAUCUUAUUUCCAAAUUAUAGAGAUCCGUAGAAUAUAUCACUUGGCAAUGAGAUCUUUUGUUUGGAUCAAGAUCAAAGGUUUGACAUGGAGCGAUAAAUUGUCUGAGUACGUUUUAUGGCUGAUGGCAUUAUUUUUGACAGAAGUAUGGCAGCUUAAUUACAAGACUGCAGUCACAGGUGUCAAUAUAUUUAGGGGCUUGGAAGAUAUAGCUCCUUUAACUUUGCAACAUGUUGUGGAUUCUUACUUGGGUAAUUAUGGAAUGGCUUUUCUAUCUAGUGUUGCUUAUACUGGUGGAUUGGUGUUUUUGUCAUUAUCAGCAUUAGGAACUUGCAAUACAGUGGGGAAAAACUCGUGCCAUGUUAAAAAAAGAUACAAGUUCUUGUUUUUCUUAGCAUUACCUCAAUUGCUUGUGGGUAUAUCCUUCCAUAAAUUAAACUCAUUAGAAGAGCUUCUUAGUGAAGUUGAGUGCUUAAAACCAUCUAAACGGUUGCGCUUGAUCAACAUAGUUGCUUGGAUAGUGGUUAAUUUGGCUGGAACCUUUGUACUUUCUCGAAUAGAUAUAUGGACACUUAGAUUUGCGAUCCCAACUAUGUGUAUGUUGGUGGCAACAUUGUUCUUCUGGAGUUGUAGUGUCCAUAAUUCUAUCAAGAGACAUGAUCCUCCUGGAAGCUUCCUUACUACCAUGCGUAGGGUCAUUGUUCCCAGCUUCUACUUAAGAUCCACUGAGCCAAAUCAGGGUUAUGAUAAUACUAGAACGCGCUAUGGUCGUCGCCUUAGGUGCCUAGACAAAGCAAUAAUUAAUUUACCAAAUAAUGCUGAUCAAGAACAAAGAAACAGGGUGAUCCGAGAUGUUGAAGAAGUUAAAAAAUUCAUAUGCAGAAUUCCCUUUUGUAUGGCCUUUUUCGUUUUGGGUAUUGUAUCUUCAGUGGGAGACACUUACUUUAUCCAACAGGCAGCCAACAUGGAUUUUAAAGAGUAUGAAGCCCCAAUUGUUGUGCUUCAACUAUGGUACGAACUCUCCAAAAAACUGAUCAGCAAACUUUAUAUGAAAAUAAUGCAAAAACUACUCAAGAACAAUAGUAGAAGUAAUAAUAAUAAUAGUAAUAAUAGCAAUAGUAGUGUACAUAAUUUGUUCUCAUCAAAAUAUGCUGGUUGUGUUGGAGUAGCUGUAUCCAUGAUUUUUGCAAUGCUAUGUUGUUUUACUGCUGCAAACGUGGAGAAGCACAGGUUAGAUAAGGUUAAAGAUAUGUACGAUAAACAUGGUACUGCUUCUGAUGGAAUAAUUCCGAUGAGCAUGUUUUGGUUGCUACCGCAAUUCUUUCUUCUUGGGAGCUUUGAUGGGAUUUUAGAUGAAAGCAUUGAUCUUUUCUGUAAUACUCAUGAGGCUCCUACUUCUUCAGAUCGUGUUAUGCGUGUUUUUUCUUUGCUCAUUAUUGGUUUAGGAAAAAUAGGUAGUAUCUUAUCGGUAUUUGUGGCUCGAAAGGCUAGUGCAUGGGUAGGUAAGACUAGUUGGUUUGAAGAGGACCUAAACAAGAGUCGUUUGGAUAAGUAUUACUGGGUAUUAGCUGCGUUGAGUAUAGCAAAUCUUGUUUAUUAUAACAUCUUGUAUUAUUGUACUAGUUUGAGAUCAGAAGUGAGAGAAUCAUAUUAGAUUUGAUGGACCAGUUUAGCUUUGUCGGGUACAAUUUUAGUAUAUCUAAUUUGGUAGACUGCGAUAUUG